AGUAAAAGGCAACCCCUGUCACGUCCCCAAGCUACCACGUCAUCUGGCAGUAUGGACUAGUAUGGAGCAACUGCCGGCAGCAUCAGCUCGGCAGCUUCUCCUAUAGAUAGCUUGGUGCGUGUGCCUUGGCAUUCAUCAGCAACGAAGUAAUCUUGCCACUUUGCUUGCCAGCCUACUAGUACCUAGUAGGAUCCGUUGAUCCAUGGAGGUGGCCGGAGGAGCUGUCGGCGCGCCGUCCCCGCCGCGGCGCGUGGUGGUGGCGGUGGACGAGAGCGAGGAGAGCAUGCACGCGCUCUCCUGGUGCCUCUCCAACGUCGUCUCCGCCGCCAGGGCCGCCGCGGCGCCGCCCCCCGCCGUGGUGCUCGUCCACGCCCGCUCGCCGCGCCCGUUCUACUGCCCCGCCGUCGACGGCGCCGGGUACCUCCUGACGCAGCAGGUGAUGGACAGCAUGGACCAGUACAUGGCCGCCGCGGCCGACACCGUCGUCACCAAGGCCAAGAGCAUCUGCACCGCGUUCCCCGGCGUGAGGGUGGAGACGUGCGUGGAGAAGGGCGACCCGCGCGACGUGAUCUGCGGCGCGGCGGAGAAGGCCAGCGCCGACAUGGUGGUGAUGGGCAGCCACGGCUACGGCUUCCUGCAGAGGGCGCUGCGGGGGAGCGUCAGCAACCACUGCGUGCAGAACUGCAAGUGCCCCGUCGUCGUCGUCAAGAGGCCCGGCGGCGAGCGCCGCCCGGCGCCGCCGCGGAUCUAGGCUCUUGAUGAGGCCGUAUAUAAUAUAAUAACCGUAAGUGAAUAGGAGCCCGACUCGCCUCGGCUAAACGUGACGGUGGCCGCCCGUGUACAUAUCUCGCUUGUUCGGGGCCUGUAUCUCCCCCUGAGUAUAUAAUGUUUUCGGUUCACACAAAAUAUUGUAACGUGUCAUGUACAUUCUAUAUAGUCGUUUCGAAUAUGUAAGAUGAGAAGAGGCAUAUUCGUUGUUCUGUCCGACACCUUAAUAUA
Panicum virgatum (switchgrass) is the source of this 999-nucleotide messenger RNA. Its product is annotated as universal stress protein PHOS34-like. The transcript has 3 exons. Lineage: Eukaryota; Viridiplantae; Streptophyta; Magnoliopsida; Poales; Poaceae. The record is from RefSeq and is a predicted model, not a curated record. Bases 203 to 751 code for a protein of 182 amino acids.